This is a messenger RNA of Schizosaccharomyces osmophilus, 369 nucleotides long. Its product is annotated as Schizosaccharomyces specific protein. The transcript is spliced from 2 exons. NCBI's taxonomy places the organism in Eukaryota, Fungi, Ascomycota, Schizosaccharomycetes, Schizosaccharomycetales, Schizosaccharomycetaceae. The coding region runs from base 1 to 369 and encodes 122 amino acids. The record is from RefSeq and is a predicted model, not a curated record.
AUGGAUUUAUUCGCUAUUGAUUUAGAUUUUGAACCAUCUGAGGCAAAAACCCAGAGAGAAAAACGAUUAGAAGCAAAAGUUACUUUUGACCCAAAAGAUUGGACGCCUAGAAUACAAGAUUUUGGUCACUUAAGCAAAGAUGGUGUUGUUUUAGGAGAUCCCGUCUAUAUACAGGAACAGUCCAAGUUUGCUGCCGAAGAACAGUAUUACCUCUGCAACUAUCAGCUUGCAAAAACCUUUGCUUUACAGGCCAUGCAAAAACCAACUGAUACCUCACUAGAAUAUCACCGAUUGACAGGCGGUGAAGUGCACGAGUUGGAAGAUGUUGUUCGCCGUAGCGAAAAAAAGCUUCAGCAUUCUGGAGCUUAA